Malus domestica (apple) is the source of this 1205-nucleotide messenger RNA. RefSeq lists its product as uncharacterized. The record is from RefSeq and is a predicted model, not a curated record. Lineage: Eukaryota; Viridiplantae; Streptophyta; Magnoliopsida; Rosales; Rosaceae.
UAAGCUGGCAAUAUAUAUCAACAUUUCAUUGGUGAGUUGAAGGACAAAGAAAAGAAGCAAUGGAGUCCUUAGGCAGCAAACGUGUUUUGAUCGUUCUGGUAAUCCUAGUAUCCGCUGCUGUUCUGGUACAAUGUAAGACAGAUCUUAAGGUUUGCUACAGCAAGAAAAGCCCGUGCUUUCUCAAGCAGGUAUACUGCCCGAAGGAAUGUCCAUCCUCUUCACCGACAGACAAAACCGCUAAAAUAUGUUAUCUGAACUGUGACUCACCUAUAUGCAAAGCUGAGUGCAAAGGUCGCAAGCCUAAUUGUGAAGGCCCCGGAUCAGCAUGCAUGGACCCUCGCUUCAUCGGUGGAGAUGGCAUUGUCUUUUACUUCCACGGCAAGAAAAAUGAGUAUUUCAGCUUAGUUUCUGACCCCAACCUCCAAAUCAACGCCCGGUUCAUCGGUCUUCGCCCUGAAGGCAGAACCAGGGACUACACUUGGAUUCAGGCCCUUGGACUCCUCUUUGACUCUAACAGCUUCUCCCUAGAGGCCAGCCAAGCAUCGGCAUGGGAUAAUCAAAUCGACCACUUGAAAUUUAUUUACAAUGGAGAGGAGCUAAUCAUCCCAGAGUCUCAGCUCUCCGUGUGGCAAUCUCCGGAAAAUGCCAUUAGAGUAGAGAGAACAUCGAGCAAGAACAGUGUUUUGGUCACUCUCCCGGAAGUUGCUGAAAUUUCAGUAAAUGUGGUGCCUGUGACAAAGGAAGAUGAUAGGAUCCACAAUUAUCGGAUACCAUCAGAUGACUGUUUUGCACAUCUGGAAGUACAGUUCAGAUUCUAUGGCUUAUCCUCAAACGUUGAGGGAGUGCUUGGAAGGACUUACCAGCCAGAUUUCAAGAACCCGGCAAAGCCAGGAGUAGCUAUGCCAGUUGUGGGAGGGGAAAACAAGUACAGAACAACAUCACUUGUCUCCGCAGAUUGCGCUGCUUGUGUUUUCACUAAAUCCGGGAAGAUGGAUCAAACAGAUUUAAGGGUGAUGGAUCACGGAAAUCUUGACUGCACUGGUAAUUCCUUCGGUGGGAAUGGAAUAGUUUGCAGGAAGUAAUUGAUAUUAUUACAAGCUCAUGGAAUAAGUGAAGAUAUUAACUUCUCAGAUGAUAAUUUAAACUUGUGUAUCAACUCAUAUGUUAAUUAAUACACAUAAUGCUGAUAAUAUCUGUAAUGCCAA